Molecule: messenger RNA, 2430 nt
Organism: Talaromyces marneffei
Lineage: Eukaryota; Fungi; Ascomycota; Eurotiomycetes; Eurotiales; Trichocomaceae
Exons: 3
Coding region: 1-2430 (809 amino acids)
Biological process (GO): nuclear-transcribed mRNA catabolic process, nonsense-mediated decay; deadenylation-dependent decapping of nuclear-transcribed mRNA
Cellular component (GO): P-body; cytoplasm
Molecular function (GO): 5'-(N(7)-methylguanosine 5'-triphospho)-[mRNA] hydrolase activity; RNA binding; manganese ion binding
Source: RefSeq, a predicted model, not a curated record
AUGACAGAAACAAAAUUACAUCUUGCAGAUUGGCUAGAUGACCUGUGUGUCCGCUUUAUCAUAAACUUACCUCGCGAGGAGCUCGAAUCAGUGGAGCGUAUAUGCUUCCAGGUUGAAGAAGCACAAUGGUUUUACGAAGAUUUCAUCCGGCCCCUCGAUCCGGCCUUGCCUUCCCUAUCACUCAAGGCGUUUGCGAUGCGCAUAUUCCAGCACUGCCCGCUCAUGUCGGAAUGGUCUGAGUAUCAUCAUGCAACUGCGUUUUCAGAGUUUCUCGCUUACAAGACGCGUGUUCCCGUCCGUGGAGCUAUCUUAUUGAACGAAGCUAUGGAUAAAGUUGUGCUGGUCAAAGGCUGGAAGAAGAAUGCCAACUGGAGCUUUCCCCGCGGCAAAAUCAACAAAGAGGAAAAGGAUCUUGAUUGUGCUGUGCGAGAAGUUCUUGAAGAGACAGGCUAUGACUUGAAAGCCGCAGGUCUCGUCAAGGACGAGAAGCAUAUGAAACACAUUGAAAUCACCAUGCGUGAACAGCAUAUGAAACUGUAUGUCUUUCGAGGUGUUCCUAUGGAUACUGUAUUUGCUCCACAGACCAGAAAGGAGAUUAGUAAGAUUGAAUGGGUCAAUUUGACCGAUCUGCCUACUGUCAAGAAAAACAAGCAGGCGCAGAACGAUGCUGUCAAUGCGAACAAAUUUUACAUGGUCGCACCAUUCCUGAAUCCACUGAAGAAGUGGAUUUCUCAGCAGCGAAAAAUCGAUGCUAAGAAUAAUGCCCUGCUCUUGUCUACGGCGUAUACCGAGGGCGAAACAUCGAUGGAUGAGGGAUUCGUCUCUGCUAACAAUGGGUUCACGCCGAUUCAAGCUCAUAUCCAACCUGCCGUUCCUAGUGAACUUCCUGAGGUCACUUCUACGCCAGAUGUCUCAUCGCACUUGAAGCGUCUUCUCAAUAUUGGUGCCCCAGUUACACCGCCGUCCAUUCCUACACAAGCUACCAAUUCAUCCAAGUCUAAUGCUUUACUUUCAUUGCUACGGAGUGGAUCAACUGGAACACCUAUACCCGGCCCUCAUCCUCCCCAGCAAGCCACUCAACAACCAGCGGCCACCCAUCAAAUGCCGCCCCUUUUGGAUCAGAUAUGCUCUCCAUCUCAUGCUCAAGAUCAGCAGCAUUUCAACAGACUUCUCUCUUCGCUCUCCAAUCCUUCUCCGCCGACUGCCGUUCAUCCUCCGGCACAUGCUCAACAGCCUCCUAUGGAGAAUUUAACUCACCCGCAGCGCGAUCAGACAUUCAGGGCGCCACCUCAACCUACCUUGGCACCAUACCAAAGAACUGGCGAUCCACUCUUCGCUCAACAAGCAGGCGCAGCUCAAGCUCAAGGACAGGUUGUACCUCCUGCAAGCAAGCUGCCUCCUCCAAAAUUGACGAGUCAUUCUUUGGCUUUGUUGAACGUGUUCAAAGGCAACCCCUCCGCCCCCUCCCAGACAGGAGGAGUAUCCGCGGUCGGGACACAAUCAUCAACAACAAACAAACCUCUUGCUCCUCAAGAUCAACUUCUGGCCUUGUUGAAGAGUCCCGCAGCCAGUACUCGUGCAGUGCCAGCUGUAGAGCUUGCUGCGCAACCCGUACAGCAAGCUCCAAAACAAAUUCUUCAGCGCCCAGCAUCGCUCAAUAAGACGACCGAGUUACCAGGCAGGAUCACCGUAGAGAGCAAUCAGGCAGAUGCUCUCACGUCUGCAACCGUUUCUGGGCCACUACGAACGCCAGACUUUGACAAGACCCCUACGUCGAAACGUACCCCGCGUGGUCACGGAAAUCAACAACCCCUAACCUCGCCAUCUCCCAUUACUAUUCUAUCACGACCUUCAUCUGUGAGGAGAGACGUAUCGACGUCAUCGGUACAGACUUCGACUUCAGUGCCAGCUUCUCUUGAUGGUAAAACCAAGAGCGCUGGAACACCCAAUAACUUUCAACCGCAAAUCUUGCGCCGGUCCGAGAAAUUAGAUCUUAACUCGAUCUUACCUACUCGGAAGCUGUCUGCCAAAGACCUGCCUCAGGAAUUGAGCAAUAUUUCAGUCAGACCUAAACCCGUGGUCCCUGCUGAGAAUAAGAUCAUGCAGCCGAACUAUGACCGACGUCCCAGCCAAAGUGUGGCACAGAAGGAAACGUUGCUCUCUCUAUUCGGAAAGUCUCCGUCUACAAAGGCAUCUCUAUUAGCUGCCACCAUGGAGCAUCCUGUUACAAGCAACCCUUUCAACGAUGCCACACCAUCUCCUUCACUUUCGGGUGUUGAAGCGGCUUUCCCGGCUGGCGCCAUAUCCAGCAUUGAUAGCGCAUCAGAUCACGGUUCUCGAACCUCUAGUGCAGCCCAGCGCUUGAAAUCACCAGAUAACAAAGCUUUCUUGCUAGGAUUCCUUCAAAAUGUAGCUGAAGGGAAAAGAUAG